AUGGCCCAAGAAAAAUUGAAAUUUCUUCUAGGAACUUGGUUGCUUAUACUCUACUUUUUCUCAAGUGUUUUUGGUAGCAAUAAUACUCAAGAUAAUACUAUUCAAGAUACUUAUGGAGAUGGCACAUCACCACAAAAUGCUUGUGCAAAUUGUACAAUUUGUCCAUAUCCUUGCCAUCCCCAACAACCACCCCCACCCCCUUCUGGUUACCAAAGCUAUGGUGUUCCACCACCACCUUCUGGUGUUCCACCACCACCACCACUACCACCUAGUACUGGUUAUGGCAAUUGCCCGCCAGCUACUCCGGUUAUUCCGUGCUGUCCAGUACAGUAUAAUUAUGGACCUCCCCCUCCUUAUUACUAUACUGGUUCAUCAAUCAAGCUCUUUGCUUGUGAAUGGAUUUCUGCCAUUUUUUCCUUUUUCUCCAUUAUGUUCUUUGUAAUUUGA
This is a messenger RNA of Nicotiana tabacum (common tobacco), 447 nucleotides long. NCBI's taxonomy places the organism in Eukaryota, Viridiplantae, Streptophyta, Magnoliopsida, Solanales, Solanaceae. The record is from RefSeq and is a predicted model, not a curated record.